Saccharomyces eubayanus is the source of this 1830-nucleotide messenger RNA. It is a transcript of the gene GMC1, whose product is annotated as putative oxidoreductase. Gene Ontology annotation, molecular function: ferroxidase activity; copper ion binding. Gene Ontology annotation, biological process: cellular response to iron ion starvation; reductive iron assimilation. The record is from RefSeq and is a predicted model, not a curated record. Gene Ontology annotation, cellular component: high-affinity iron permease complex. Bases 1 to 1830 code for a protein of 609 amino acids. The transcript has a single exon. Lineage: Eukaryota; Fungi; Ascomycota; Saccharomycetes; Saccharomycetales; Saccharomycetaceae.
AUGAAGAACAAUCAUCCAAAUAUGUUUCGAUUAUUGAUAUUAGUAUUGGCACUGGCAAGAUUUAUAAAGGCCACUGAAGGAGGUAGAACACAUGUUAUAGAAUUUAACGUGGCUAGCAAGUAUACACCUGAUAAAAGAAGAAUCAUCUCUAUAAACGGCCACAAUGGUACAUUUGGACCGGAAAUUCGGGUUAAAGCUGGAGAUACGCUUAAUCUGAAACUGGUCAAUUGGAUAUGUUCAGAACAAGAAGCUGGCCAAGAGGAUGCUAUCUGGAGACAUUACUGUUCUACCGCUUUACAUUUCCACGGGGUUGUACCCCUGCGGAACGAAUAUGAUGGGAUUCCUGACUUAACACAGCCUACCAUUGGCUACGGGGAGAGUUACUGGUAUAACUUUACCAUCGAUAAAUCAACUUGUGGUACUUUUUGGUACCAUUCACAUUCAUCGGUGCAAUACGGCGAUGGAUUGAGGGGCGCGAUGAUAAUUGAAUGCGACGAAUAUGAUAGCCAUGUAGUGAAGGCUGUAAGUUCUGUAAAUAAAGCUGGGCCAUUACCUAAUGGUAUGCUCGAGAUGAACAGGCAGAUAAACCGUAAAGAAUUUGCAAAACAUGAAGUGCAAGAAGAAAUUAUAACUAUGAGUGAUUGGUACACGGAUUGGAAUCUGAACAUUUUAAAAAAUAGAGUUAUGUCGCUUAGUGGAGGCACGGAUCCCAAACUCAGUGGCUCGCUAAUAAAUGGGAAAUCUUCUAACAAUGAAGCCAUCAAAUUGGGGGUAGAUGCCAAGUAUUUGUUAUUGAGGAUCAUAAACUCUGGAAUGUCCGGUACUCAAGUUUUCCAUCUUGAUGAACACCAAUUGAUAAUAUUAGAAACUGACGGUAUUCUGAUUAAUCCGUUUGUUGUAGAAACGUUGACUUUGGCGGUUGGACAAAGAUAUACAAUUUUAGUGAGACUAAAGGAAGACUUGAAUCCCAUUCGUAUGGUUAACGGUUGUAAUAAGAUGAUGGGCUAUGUAACCAAACAGUGGUGGUUUUACAGGGAUAGCGCUCAUCUGGAUCCGUCACAGAGCUCCGGUGACGUUUCCAUCAAGAAUUUGCCCGGUUUUACCAAAACAGAAUUAUAUCGCGAUUUGGAACCAACAGAACAAGAGAGUAAAAAGUUGGGUUUCGAGUCUGAAUCUAGUGGGUUUUUUGAUUUUGACUAUGAAUAUUACAAAGACGAAGAGACGAAACAAAAGUAUGGAACUGGUAUGUACAAAGUAAACGGUCGAACCUUUAAUGAAUAUAUUAAAGAGCCGGUAAACUUACCCGAAAUCAACGAGACAUAUGACGUGAUAAUCAAUUCUAUUGACCAUAUGAGACAUCCAUGGCAUAUGCAUGGUCAUCAUUUCCAAGUAAUUUCUCUCGGAUCUGGGGGUGAGGGGCCGCUUCACAAACAAGUGCAAGAAGGUAAGGCAUGGGACCAGUACCAGAACGACUUGCGUCAUUGGGCCCAAACAGGAAAGGCACCGAUGGUAAGAGAUAGCAUCAACAUCGCCGGAAACUCUUACGCGGUGUUAAGAAUUAAGACAGAACUGCCAGGUAAAUGGCUUUUACAUUGUCACGUAGACUGGCAUAUGAUGAAGGGUCUCGGCAUUGUCUUUGAAGUGCCAGAAUUGACGGGUGAUGGUGCCAAACUCGCAACCACACUUCCAUUGUCAUUCCCAACCAAGGAACCGAGCCCCUCUGCUGUUGUUCAACACAUGCCAGAUCACCCAAACAAGACCAAGGUAAUUGCCGUUUAUAUCCUAAUUAUGUGUGCAGUUGAUGGCGCCUUUUACUGGCUGCUCAUGUAA